Messenger RNA from Dreissena polymorpha, 4901 nucleotides. RefSeq lists its product as uncharacterized. The transcript has 13 exons. NCBI's taxonomy places the organism in Eukaryota, Metazoa, Mollusca, Bivalvia, Myida, Dreissenidae. The record is from RefSeq and is a predicted model, not a curated record. Bases 361 to 1431 code for a protein of 356 amino acids.
UGCUCGUUUAGAAUUUGUAAUUUGAUUUCGCGACGUUACCUAUUUAAAAACUGAACGUUGUUAAACUUGUUUGGAAAAUCCAGGUGAAGAACAUGUCUGGUGCAGCAGCGAUGUUCGUGUUCUUAUUGCCGGGGAUUCCAAUGUCCAUCGUUUGAAGUCUGCAUGUCCUCCAAAUGCAAGGAUUGACUUUCUGCCCGUAUCUGGUGCAAAGUAUGUGUCUGACCGGAAGGGCUUUAGAAAGCUGCUGCAUCAAGAGCUGAUGUCAGUUGUGUGACGGAGAUCCUUGAUGUUGUAUUCAGUGUGUGCACUGAAAUACACGUGGUGCUUUGCGUGAUUCUUCCACAUGAUUUUGAUGUGAGAAUGUUUCCCCGAUGGCCACUCUCAGGGGCACAGUUGAGGAACUACUGCCAGUGGAUAAGGAGCGCAAACAGCAUGCUGUGGGAACUGAGUCACCAUGUGCCUUCUGUGAGAUACAUGGACUAUGGAGCAACUAAACAGAAGUCCCUGUACUUGUCCCAUGAUGGACUACAUCUGAGUGCUGAAGGGGCUAGGAGGUGUUUAGCAUCCAUACAGGACGACCUGCCAAACCAGCUGUGUGUGGAGGCUGCUGUUCAAGAUCCUACAGAAUGGCCAGCUCUCUCAGCCACGGAAGUACCGGUUCAGGAGCAUGACAGCACCAUAGCACUCUUUUCGGAUAUUGUGCAGACUGGAGCUCAACCAGAGAUUCAAGACAAGGUGGAUGCAAGUGAAGUACCAGUUCCCAGGGACAUUAAGCCUCAGACACAUAAAAUAACGGUUGUCACAGCCAGAGCUAAGAGGUCUGCAACCAGAAAUGUCAAAAGAUAUGGAAAGAAGUUGGCAAUGAAAUGCCACACAAGGUCAUGCUGCAGUGGAUUUAUUUACCUUGACAUUACUGAAGAUGUGGCUGUUUUCCUGCCUGCAUACAAGUUGAAUGGCUUAUGCUUGAAACGCAAGAAGAUGGAAGUCAAGACUGGUAAGGUUAAAAGGGAGAAACCUACCAUGACGAAAAAGAAGAACAAACAGUGGUGCUGUUCAUCUGAAGAUGCCCUGCUCGACCAUAUUAUAACGAAGCAUUCAUCGUGGAAAGUUGAUAGGCCUGACACACUUUUCAAUCAGGAAGAUGAAAUCAACGUGCCAUCCAACAUCCAUUGCCACCGAGACACUGAAGAGACGCCCCAACAAGAUGACAACGCCGCAAAUGAAGAUCAAGUCAAUGUGCCAUCCCACUUCUUUUUCCAACGAGACACUGACAAGACGCCCCAACAAGAUGUAGACACUUCACAGCUUCUUCUUAUUCUUUCAAAUGACGUUGAACUUAACCCUGGACCGAUAUUCCAGACAAUACCGGUCCCUGUGGAAGCGGUUGGCUCAAGCGAGAAGAUGACGAUAAUUACAGUGAAAAUGGACUGACCAUACACGAAAGACAAAGGACAUUAAAUAUUUACACAAAUUUUGCACCUGUAAAAUGUGACAUUCAUAUACGUGAAUGCUAUAAUUCAAUUAGUAAGCCAUGCAAAAUUCUUUGGGAUGAAGGGGACUUAGAUUGUUUACAUGUAUUAAGUAGGGAUACAGCAGCAGGAGAUGAAAUAGGGUGGGAAUUUGUAUCUAUGGUUAUGAAUUCUAGUUGCACUUUUUCCUCUUACUGCCAGUUUAAAAAUGAGAUGUAUAAAACUCGCCACAAUAAGGCUAGGUUUAUGGAUCAAACAGUUUUUUUAAUUUUUGGUUCAGUUGGGCUUCAAACAUGAAAAUAGAUUUCCAUAUACCCUGUGGUGUAUGUGGUUAUGGUCCUAAGAGAUUGUGCUGUGAUGGUACAAAAGUAGGGGUUGGAUUUCGGAAUUCAAAUUAUGAGGAAAUUACAGAAACAAACCAUGCUUUGGGCAUUAAUAAUACGCUGCAUCGUAGAAUGGAUAGAUGUUUUUUUGAAAAUUUGAAUGGAAUUGACAAACAAGAAAUGAUUAACCUUCGAACUUCUUUAGAUUACAUUGCUCGGAAAGAACUGAAUGAAAUUAAAGAGAAUGAAAUUAUUCCAGAGAGGGAUUUAUUGGACCGUAUCGAGUUGUUAAAACAAGCACUGCCCUCUGAAGUUUUGGGUUCCUUCGAAAGAUUUUAUCAAAUGAGUGAUAAUGAACGAGUUGCAUAUUCAAAUGUUUUAAAAAUGCUAGCCACAACAGCGUCCAUUACAAGCCUUAUACCCCCUGCAUAUUGUUACAAAAUUCAACUAUUAUUGAAUAGCCCCAAUAUUGAAAAUGAUCGAUUUAAUAGUAUUGUUAAUGAAACUCGUUCGUUUGCACCUGAACUAAGAGAUUUAAUUUGCGAGUCUUUAAUAAGCAACAAUGAAAUAUUGCCUGAUGACAUUAGAUUAUUUUUGCAAUAUCUAAUUAAUGAAUCAAUGUCAUUGCAAGUUACUGAACCAGAACCACCUGUACCUCAACUGGGCACAUACAAUCCUGAAAAGUUUGGAAGGGCCUAUUAUUUUAAUGAAUCUGGGUUAAAGUUAAGAAGUGUAAGAAAGUUUUCCAUUGACAAUGAUAGCUGUGUUAAAAGAAAUAUAGACCAUGACGAUACGACUUUAGAAUUUGAAAAAUGUCAAAAGCUUUAUUCUAAAGUUGAAACUUCUGCUCGAGGAACAUCAACAUUAUUUCUUUGGUUCUGUGCGGACCAUGGACAUUGCUAUGGUUUCCACAUGACUGGGGCAGAAGGAAGAAAAGAUCCCGCAUUAUCACUUUAUAGCUAUUUAGAAACCCCUCCACAAGACGUGUUUUAUGACUUUGCAUGUAAUUUACAAGAAUAUUGCCUAAACAGAGAAAGUGGAUACUAUAAAAAUGAACAUUUUUUUCAUGACAUUUUCCAUGGCUACUCCCAGAAAUGUUCUAGUGCUUUUACAGCUAGCAGACUUCAAGGCUUUGAAUCUGUAAAUUCUGAAAUAUGUGAACAAUUCAACAGCUUUAUACAAUGCAUUAAAAGGUCGGCCCGUCAGAUGUCACAGUCACACUAUUGCUUUUACCUACAAUUCUUUUUAAAUAACUGAAUGGAAUAAGAAGAAAAAAUUAUCAUAUGAAAAAAGAUAAGAAUUGCUUUAGCUGGGUUAGUUUAAUGUGAUACUUAAAUGAUCUAUAAUUUUAAGUUCAUCUGAACUUUGAAUACUUACUGUUGCAUCUUUUGAUGCUUUUUUCUAUUUAAAGACUGAGCGAGUAAACACAUACUAUGUAUUAUUAUGCAAUAAUUGUUUUGUGUUUAUAUCUCAACUGAGCAUAAAGUGCUCAGGGUGAGCUAUUGUGAAUGGUCUUGGUCCGUCAUGGGUCAACAUUUUCUACUUAAACAACAUCUAACCUCUGUGCCAAUCUUAAUGAAACAUGGCACGAGUUUUCUUGCAUGAACCUCUUUCAAAGUUGUUAAAUGAAAUGCAUUCCAUGCAUAAAUCUGGUUGCAAUGGCAACCAAAAGGAAAGCUUAUAUAUUUGGCAUAAAACAUCGUCUGGUUGACCUCCUUCGUGAAUUUCAAAAUAUGCUAUUCCCAACUCACAGGCAAAUUGUCGUUAUUUGCUCAUAGUGAACACCUCUUAAAUGGCCAGGAAGAGAGUUCAAGUUUAUAGACAAGAACAACAGUCAGAUGAGCGAUAUAGUGUCAUCAUGGCACCUUUAUAGCUGAAUCAUUUAUGAAAAAUUGUCAAUGAUAUGUUCUGUGACUUGAUUUGCAGUAUUCAUUUCGCUGUCUUCAUGCACCUUACAAAAGCCAUUUUAUUAUCAGUGUUCCUGAUUCUGUUGUAGCAUUUAUUCUUGCAAUUCGUUAUUUUUCAUAUUUUCCUAAUUGUUAUGCUCCCGAAAUACAAUUUCGCCUGAGCAUAUAGUUUCCAGUUUGUCCUUCCUCACUAGUUUCCCAUAGCACCUUCAAUUCUUUACCGAUCUCUUUCAUAUUUGGCAUGUAGGUACCUUGCAUGGACCUUAACCUUUUGAUGAGGUCACUGGGGUCAAGGUCACCAAGGCUAAUAAUAGAUUUUUCCGUCACACUUUUGUCACAGUUUCUCAUAGCACAUUCAAUACUUUAACGAUCUCUUUCAUAUUUGGCAUGUAGGUACCUUGCAUGACCUCUUCCUUUUGAUGAGGUUUGAGGUCACUGGGGUCAAUGUCACCGAGGCUAAUAAUAGAAUUUUUUAAGGUGGUUAUUAACACAUAGAUUGACAUAGCGCAUCAUCGGGGAGCAUCCAACAGUUUCACUGAUAUUCUUGUUGUAUGUUAUAUACGUGAUCAUAGAUACUGUAAAUUUUGUCUUAUGUGACAGGUUUAUCAUGUAGAAGAUGAGUACCCUGUGUUUAUGCAGUGCCCAUUAUAUAACACAGAUAUGAUUUGUUUAUUCCGCAGUGUUUGAAUGAAAUGGAAACUUUGGUUUGUUCAAUAUGUUAAUGGCCGAUGAAAAUGACAAGCACAUAUUUUUGAUUGCAAAAUGUGUGUAUGUGCAUGCUAAUAUAUAACAACUACGUAAUUAUCAUGCAAAUUAGCUGUCAUUUUAAUUCUGCAUGCUUGUAUUGCAUUGUUUAUUUAUAUCUGAUAAAAAAUACUGAUUCUUAGGUUACUUUAUAAGUAUGUUACUAUUUUGCAUGCUUACAUGUUAUAGGUAGUUAAUUAUAAGGUAAUCCUUGUUUUGGUGGUAUUAUAAUGUAUAGCAGCAUUUGUUCUACGAAAGUGCAUGCGUGUUGCAUCAUAUGACUUUGUUUUCUUUAACUAUUCAGGUUAUUUUAUAUAAUUAUGAAAUUAAACUAUGUAUUAUGGCCCUGUGGCCUGACUUCAAAUAAAUAUUCGUAUUUGUAUACAGUUUUUGUAAUGUGAUGUAUGGUGGUAUCAUGUUGUUUCACUUUUUGAUCAAUAUAACUAUUAUGCAUACAA